UAGUCCAUCAACUCUAAAUAGCAAGCCGCAAUUUAUGUAGAUCUAUCAACAACCUGAACCCACGUAUACUAAGAUCAAUGAGUGACUUGGGUCAACACAUGUAUUAGUUUGUCAUUGCGCAGUUGACGCAACGUUGACAUUGUCCACUUCAAUUUCCGUGUGUCAACUAGCUACAACAGUAUUGUCGGCAUGAGAGGACAUGGAUGUGUAACUAACCAAAACGUGAUUAUUAUUUUUUAAUAGUAGAGCUGUUCCGAGCGUAGUAUUCUGAUAUGCAUGUGUACGGAUAAAUACCCAUUAUAUUUAUUGUCGCUAAAUUAAGGAAAUAAUGUUUAGGCAGAGUAAAACAGUUCUCCAGAAACUUCGAUCUUUAAGAAAGACACAAUGUAUAACGUGAUGCAACAGCUGAUGCAAGCCAGCAAUGGUCUCUCUCUUGGCAAAUCCAGUUUCCAGGGGCAUAAUCCAUCAUGGAGGUUCAGGAGCACCCCAGCAACAGAGAGGGCAUUGCAGUACCAGGCAGGACAGAAGAUCCAUGGCUUCACAGUCAAGGAGGUGGUUGAUGUUCCUGACCUGUUCCUUACUGCUGUCAAACUGACCCAUGACAACACAGGCGCCCAGUAUCUACACGCAGCUAGAGAUGACAAAAACAAUCUCUUUAGUGUUCAGCUCAGGACGACCCCGAUGGACAACACAGGGGUCCCACACAUCCUGGAACACACAGUGUUGUGUGGCUCAGAGAAGUACCCCUGCAGAGACCCCUUCUUCAAGAUGCUCAACAGAUCACUCUCCACCUUCAUGAAUGCAUUCACAGCCAGUGAUUUCACCAUGUAUCCAUUCUCCACACAAAACGGGAAAGACUUCCAGAAUCUCCUCUCCGUGUAUCUGGAUGCAGUGUUUUUCCCUUGUCUGGGGGAACUAGAUUUUCGGCAGGAGGGAUGGAGACUGGAGAAUGAAAACCCUACAGAUCCUAGUUCCCCUUUGGUCUUCAAAGGAGUUGUCUUCAAUGAAAUGAAGGGUGCUUUUUCAGACAAUGAGCAAGUGUAUGCCCAGCACCUCCAGAACAAGCUGUAUCCUGACCACACAUAUGGUGUGGUGUCUGGAGGGGAACCUCUGGCCAUCCCUGACCUCUCCUGGGAGCAACUCAAGCACUUCCAUGCCACACACUACCACCCCAGCAACGCAAGGUUCUUUACCUAUGGGGACCUGCCCUUAGAGCAGCACCUGAAACAGAUCCAUGAGGAGGCUCUGUCCAAGUUUGAACGCACUGAGCCUGACACUGCUGUCCCCAACCAAGUCCACUGGGACAGGCCUAGAGAGGACCAUGUGACCUGUAGUCCCGAUGUUAUGGCGCCUGAUGCAGCCAAACAGAACACACUGUGUAUGAGCUACCUGCUUGGAGAUAUCACAGAUACAUUUGAGGGCUUCACCCUGAGUCUGAUGUCCUCUCUGAUGAUUUCUGGACCUAACGCUCCCUUCUACAAGGCCCUUAUAGAACCCAAGAUAGGAACAGACUUUUCUUCUGUCGUAGGAUAUGAUGGGAGCACCAAAGAGGCAUCGUUCAGUAUUGGCUUACAAGGAAUGGCCGAAGAAGAUACCGAGAAAGUCAAGCAAAUCAUCAUCCAAACCUUUGAUGAGAUCAUUGCUAAUGGAUUUGAAGAGGAGAGGAUAGAGGCCCUGCUUCAUAAGAUUGAGAUCCAGAUGAAACAUCAGUCUACCAGCUUCGGCCUGUCUCUGGCCUCGUACAUAGCUUCCUGUUGGAACCAUGAUGGAGACCCGGUUCAGCUGCUGAAGAUCUGCGACAGUGUGACCCAGUUCAGACAGGCCUUGAAGGACAACCCUCGCUUCCUCCAGGAGAAAGUCGUGCACUACUUCAAGGAUAAUACUCACAGACUGACUCUGUCUAUGAGUCCUGAUGAGGCGUACCUGGAGAAACAGGUCAAAGCAGAGGAGGAGAAACUCCAGAAGAAGAUACAGGCUCUGUCUGAGAGUGACAAGAAAGACAUCUAUGAGAAAGGUCUUGAGCUGCUAUCGAUUCAGAGCAAGACCCAGGAUGCUUCAUGUCUCCCUGCCCUGAACGUAUCUGAUAUUGAGCCAACGAUAGCAGUCACACAUGUGGAGAUGGGCACUGCAGGAGGAGUGCCAGUACAGUACUGUGAGCAGCCCACCAAUGGCAUGGUCUACUUCAGAGCUAUGUGUAGUCUCAACAGCCUCCCUGAGGACCUCAAACUAUACGUGCCCCUCUUCUGCAGUGUCAUCACCAAGAUGGGCUGUGGAGGGCUGGACUACAGGCAGCAGGACCAGCAGAUUGAGCUGAAAACAGGAGGCAUGUCCAUCUCCACAUCAGUCAACCCUGACUACUCUAACAUGGAUAUGUAUGAACAGGGAGUCCUCCUUUCAUCUUCCUGCCUGGAGAGGAAUCUUCCUGAUAUGUUUCACCUGUGGAGUGACAUAUUCAACAGCCCGCACUUUGAUGACGUGGAGCGUCUACGUGUUCUGGUCAUGAUGUCGGCUCAGGAACUGGCCAAUGGGAUCUCUAAUUCUGGUCACAUGUAUGCCAUGACACGGGCAGCUCGCAACCUUACCCCAACAGGAGAACUACAGGAGACCUUCGGAGGGAUGGAGCAGGUCAAGUUUAUGAAGAGGGUCGCAGAGAUGCCAGACCUCACCCAAGUUCUACGGACACUUCCUAGAAUCAAGAGACACAUUCUCAACCCACUGAACAUGAGAUGUGCGGUUAACGCAACACCACAGAAGAUGUCUAAUGCCGCUGGACAGUUGGAUAACUUAAUGUGUAACGUUUCUUCCAAUAAGAAGGAUCGCAAACCAGUCCAGUCCAAUAUCACUGAGAGACCUCUUGACUCACUGGCACCCCCUGGAUCUGGCCCAAGCAGAAAACUUGUCGCUGAGCCCAACUUCAAGCCCUGCCAGAUGAAGACAUUUUUCCCAAUGCCCUUCCCAAUCAACUUUGUCAGCGAGUGUAUCCGCACCGUGCCCUUCACCCAUGAGGACUGUGCCAGCCUGAAUAUCCUGGCCCGGAUGAUGACGUCUAAGUACCUGCAUGGAGAGAUCAGAGAGAAGGGUGGGGCCUACGGUGGAGGGGCCAGGAUGGGAGGAGGACUAUUCACCUUCUAUUCAUACAGAGACCCCAACACGGUGCAGACUCUGUCAGCAUUCCGUAAGGGUGUGGACUGGGCCAUAUCAGGACAGUUUACCCAGCAGGACAUCAAUGAGGCCAAGCUGUCCGUGUUCUCAGCCGUGGACUCCCCCGUCGCCCCCUCCGAUAAAGGUAUGGGCCGCUUCCUGAGUGGAAUCACAGACGAGCUGAAACAGGCCCACAGAGAGAGACUCUUUGCAGUCACAGACAAGAACAUUGUCGAUGUUGCUGGCAGGUACCUUGGCAUUGGACAAAGGACAUGUGGAGUUGCUAUUCUGGGCCCUGAGAAUGACAUCAUCAAGAAAGACCCCUCGUGGGUGGUAAAAUAACCAGACAUAGAAUUAUACACUUAUCUAUUUUACAAUUAAGCGACUUCAGAGGCACUGUGUCAUAAGAUGGUGAACAUCAAUGUUACUUGAUUGUCCUGAAUAACUGGACUGUGUCCGGUAAUAAUAUAACUUGAAUUGUAUUGAAUUAACCAGAAAGUCUAUUUGGUUUAUGACAACAUACAUUUAAUUUAUUAGUGUACUUUCUAGACAUAGACUCACCUCUGGUUUCUAAAUGUAUGCAAGUAUGUACAAAGAUGGUCUAUUGAAAUACUGUAUUUCCAUAGGGUGCAUAUAAUGAAUACUGAACAAAAAUAUACAACACAACAUUUAAAGUGUUGGUUUCAUGAGCAGAAAUAAAAGAUCACAGACAUUUUCCAUUCA
Molecule: messenger RNA, 3864 nt
Organism: Oncorhynchus mykiss (rainbow trout)
Lineage: Eukaryota; Metazoa; Chordata; Actinopteri; Salmoniformes; Salmonidae
Product: presequence protease, mitochondrial
Biological process (GO): protein processing
Cellular component (GO): mitochondrial matrix
Molecular function (GO): metal ion binding; metalloendopeptidase activity
Source: RefSeq, a predicted model, not a curated record